AUGCACAUGCUCAGCUACACCAGUGCACUCGGAUACGGACCGUCAUCACACUUCGACCCCUCGACGCAGGAGAUCCAACACCGCUACCUCGAACUCGACACGCCGCUACCCACCCCGUGCAUCACCCUCCCGCCCGGCCCUAACCAGUCCGCCCCGCCCGACCCCCCGAACCUCGAGCAAUACAUCUCUCCGUUCCUGUGGCCGAAAUGGCGCAAGUCGAUGAUGACUUGGAUCGCCUGCGCCGUCACCGCGCUGGCCGGAUACUCAGCAGGCGAGGUCAGUCCCGCCUCGAGCGUGCUGACGGCGGAGUGGGGGGUUAGCGCGGUGGUCUACAACCUGACCAUCACGGUGUUUUGUAUCGGAUUCGCCCUGGCGCCGAUGGUGCUGGCUCCCUUCUCGGAGAUCAACGGGCGGCGGCCAAUCUUCGUGGCUAGCGGGAUUCUCUUCACUGCCUCCCUCCUCGCCUGCGGCGGCACACACAUCUUCGGCGGCCUUCUGGUGGCGCGGGUCUUGCAGGGGAUCGGGGCGUCGACUUUCUCGACGAUGGUGGGCGGGGUGAUCAGCGACAUCUACCACGCGGAGGACCGCAACACGCCGAUGGCGCUGUUCUCCGGGGCGGCGCUGUUCGGCACGGGGCUGGCCCCGCUGAUCUCGAGCGCGAUCGUCCACCACACGACCUGGCGGUGGGUGUACUACUCGCACGCGAUCGUGGCGGCCUUCUUCGUGGUGGUGAUCUUCUGCUUCUUCAAGGAGACGCGCGGCAGCGUGCUGCUGAGUCGCAAGGCGCAGGCCGUCAACAAGUACUACGAGCAGCUGGAGGCGGCGGGCCACUUCGGGGUGAUGCUGGAGGAAGGCAAGGUCCGGCGGAUCCGCUGGCGGGUUAAGAGUGACGAGGAGCGGGUGUCGCUGGUCAAGAUGAUCGGGAUCUCGGUGUAUCGGCCUUUUCAUAUGCUGGUCAGCGAACCGGUUGUCUUCUUCUUCUCGCUCUGGGUCUCGUUCAGUUGGGCGGUGCUGUACCUGCAGUUCGGCUCCAUCCCACUGGUCUUCCGCACGAACCAUGGCUUCAACAUCGAGCAGACCGGCGCUGUCUUCACCUCAAUGUGCGUCGGCGCCCUCCUCAUCACGGUAAUCAGCAUCUACCAAGACAAGAUCGCGCAGCACUACAAUCUCCUCCCGCGCACCCCGGAAGCCCGCCUCUAUUUCGUGUGCGUGGAAGCGGUGCUGAUGCCCAUCGGGCUGUUCUGGUUCGGCUGGACCUCGUACUCGUCCAUCGCGUGGAUCUCCCCGACCAUGGCCAUCGGGUGCGCCACCAUGGGCAUCUUCGCCGUCUACCUGGCCGUCUUCAAUUAUCUGGCCGACACCUAUCACCGAUUCGCUAGUUCGGCCAUCGCCGCGCAGUCGUGCUGCCGCAACCUCCUCGGCGGCGUCUUCCCGCUGGUCACCAACGCCCUGUUCACGAAUGUGGGGUACCCCGGGGCGUCGAGUUUGUUGGGCGGUAUUGGAGCCGUUCUGGUCGUCGUGCCCUGGGUGCUGGUCUUCUACGGGCCGAAGAUCCGGGCGAAGAGCAAACUGGCCAGUCAACUGGCUCAUUGA
This is a messenger RNA of Aspergillus japonicus CBS 114.51, 1593 nucleotides long. RefSeq names its product putative MFS multidrug transporter. The coding region runs from base 1 to 1593 and encodes 530 amino acids. NCBI's taxonomy places the organism in Eukaryota, Fungi, Ascomycota, Eurotiomycetes, Eurotiales, Aspergillaceae. Gene Ontology annotation, biological process: transmembrane transport. Gene Ontology annotation, molecular function: transmembrane transporter activity. The transcript has 7 exons. The record is from RefSeq and is a predicted model, not a curated record.